Messenger RNA from Myxocyprinus asiaticus (Chinese sucker), 3885 nucleotides. It is a transcript of the gene cav1, whose product is annotated as caveolin 1. Gene Ontology annotation, cellular component: caveola; perinuclear region of cytoplasm; cytoplasmic vesicle. Gene Ontology annotation, biological process: negative regulation of protein tyrosine kinase activity; caveola assembly; negative regulation of endothelial cell proliferation. NCBI's taxonomy places the organism in Eukaryota, Metazoa, Chordata, Actinopteri, Cypriniformes, Catostomidae. The coding region runs from base 185 to 730 and encodes 181 amino acids. The record is from RefSeq and is a predicted model, not a curated record. The transcript has 3 exons. Gene Ontology annotation, molecular function: transmembrane transporter binding; molecular adaptor activity; protein kinase binding.
UAGAUGAAAGAUGCGCAUUAUGGAGCAGUAGCACACAGUAAAGAGCAGGGGUGUUGUAAAUGUAGGUCGACUGAGUUUCUCAGUGAGAACUCCCAACUGUAGGCAAAGCAGUCCCCACGCCUCCCAUGUUGAGUGAUUGUCUUGUUUCCAGUCACAUCUGAUAGCUCUUCAGGCACGGGACAGCAUGACUAGUGGAUACAAGGACGGGACACCUGAAGAGGAAUACGCACACUCGCCGUUCAUCAGGAAACAGGGGAACAUUUACAAACCCAAUAAUAAGGAAAUGGAUAACGACAGCAUCAACGAAAAGGCACUUCACGAUGUCCACACCAAGGAGAUUGACCUGGUCAACCGGGACCCAAAGCAUAUAAAUGACAACGUGGUCAAGGUUGAAUUUGAGGACGUGAUUGCCGAGCCCCCUGGCACGUACAGUUUUGAUGGCGUGUGGAAAGCCAGCUUCACCACCUUCACAGUAACCAAGUACUGGUGCUACAGGCUUCUGACGGCCCUGGUGGGAAUCCCGCUCGCCCUCGUAUGGGGCAUCUUCUUUGCCAUCCUCUCCUUCAUCCACAUCUGGGCGGUGGUACCCUGCGUGAAGAGCUACCUAAUCGAGAUCCACUGUGUCAGUCGAGUGUACUCCAUCUGUGUGCACACGUUCUGCGACCCGCUGUUCGAGGCCAUCGGAAAGUGCUUCAGCAGUGUUCGGGUCACCACCACCAAGGUGGUGUAAGGAUACGGAAAGGGAAAUAGCAAGAGGGAAUGGGUGGGAUGGGGGAAUGGAAACCAAUGUCCAUCACAGGGAGAUAAUGUUUAAAGAAAAUAUAGCCUCUAUAAUAAAAAGAGGGCAAAACAAAAGUGAACAGAGAUGAGGUUAUCGGGGGUUGCACUGUAUUAAGGUGACUAUAAGAAAAAAUACUCCUCUUUGUCUCUGUUCAACAAGUACAUGAUCUUUGUCUCCUCACAACUUUGGAUUCCAAGGGGACAUCUGUUAAUAAUUCAAUUUUUUUUUUUUUUACAUUUGUUAGCCUGUCUCAUUUUAGGAAUGCAGUUUCUGCCUUACUUGUGUUGAGUCUGUUGUUUUAUUGUCCCCUUUCAUUCAUCCUUGUAACGACGUAAUUUUGUGGUGUUUAAAUAACUAAUAGUUUUGCUAUCUUCAGUCUUCUUUCAGUCUUCCGUUUGGUAGAUGUGUACUAUUACCCUUAAAGGUAUAGUUCACCCAAAAAUGAAAAUUUGCUGAUAAUUUACUCACCCUCAGGCCAUCCAAGAUGUAUAUGACCUUCUUUCUUCAUCAGAACAGGAUUUAAGAUUUUUAGAAAAGUAUCCCAGGUUUUUAGCUUCAUCCAAUGCAAGUGAAUGGACACCAAUUUUUGAUGGUCCAAAAAGCAUAUUUAGGCAGCAUCAAAGUAACUGACACGGCUCCAGUCGAUUAAGUAAUGUUUUCUGAAGUUAUUCGAUACGUUUGUGUGAAAAACAAAUCGCUAAAAUGUUUUUAACUUUAAAUAGGCGCUUCUGCCAGCUCUCUGUAGCUGUUUGAAUUGACCUAACACUCACGUGAAGUACGUUCCUCUGUGGUAAACAGAGCAGAACUUCUGAAUUCUCGCGUGAACGUGCCAACGUGAUGACAUCACGCGACAGCGAUGGGAGGCAUUGAGUGUUUACAGGAAGCGAUUUUUUGAAGUUAAUAAAGUUUUAAUUAGCGUUUAGUUUUUCACCCAAACGUAUCAAUUCACUAGAGAAGACAUUACUUAAUCAACUGGAGUCAUGUGGAUUACUUUGAUGCUGCCUAAAUAUUCUUAUUGGACCUUAAAAAAUUGGUGUCCAUUCACUUGCAUUGGAUGGAAGCUAAAAACCUUGGAUACUUUCCUAAAAAUCUUAAAUCCUGUUCUGAUGAUUAUAGUACCUUUUUGGGUGAACUAUUCAGGUCAGAAUUUGGUUUUCCGCAUGCCAAUACAUCUCACGCACAUUGCGUAUGAAGUAAACUUCAACAUCAGCACAGUACGCAUGGAAUGUCCACGUGCAGCAUCGUUUUUCAAGACAUGCAGUCUUUGCGCGUCGCCGGUGCAUGCGCCUGCCAUUGGCUGUGCUACAAGAGUGUCGAAUUCCCCCGUAUGGGCUCACGGUCAAAUGAGUUUACUUUUAAAGGCUGAGCACUAGACAGUGCACAAGAUGAAGCGGCACCAUGUCCUAACCAGGCGCAACAACUUUCGAGCAAACAAUUUGUCUGUCCACACUGAACGCGAAAUAGCUGCAAGACGCAACACAGCCAGUUGAUAUUUGAUGUUUAAUACCUAGUUAUGUGGAGUGGGAUUUUUGAACCAGUGAGAUUUCAUGGUGGGCGGGGCUACCCUGUACAAUAAGGCUGGGUAAAAAUAUUGAUUUUCAAAUGAAUCUUCAUUUGAACAAUCUCGAUAUUGAUUCUUAAAAAUCCUUUCUUAAAAAUGUUUACUUUAACUAUUAAAGUUUACUUCAGUUUUGAUUGUGUUGAUUAUUAAAUCUGUUAAAUAAGUAGCAAUUUAACUGCAUAGCUUGGGCCCUGUUGUUAAAUGUAAAAAUUUAUAUUUUCAUAAUGUACCAAGUUAAAAGGUUCCCUGUUUAAUUUACAGCAAUAGCAGAGAAUGAAUUAUUUCCUAUGUAAGCAAGUUAUUAUAAUAGUUAUUAGAAAAAUAGUUAUUAUACUGUAAAUGAAAUAUACCCAAAUAAACCAGAAUUGAAUCAAAUUGUAUCGCAAUCGACUCAAGAGCUUGCGAAUCGGAAUUGAAUCAAAUCAGGAAAUUUCUGUCAAUACCCAGCCCUACUAUACAAUCAAGUAAUCGACAAAAUGGCCUUUUGCAGUUCUGGCUGAUUAUUAGAAAACUUCAGAUUUACAUAGAAGAGACUGAUUUUAAUGCUUGACGUGUCGUGCCUGGUUCGGGCAUGGUGUUAUUUGCCAUCAUCACGGGGGUUUGUGUAAUCCAAGUUUAAUGGUUGUUUUUUUUGUUUUUAUGGGGGGAGGUUGGGUUUGGGGGGGAUUGAGCAAAUUUUAGAGAAAAGUAGGCGUGGCCCUACUGAUGUCAAGACUGCCCAUCACACUGCAUGUUUCCACUAAAAAUGGUGGUUGGCCUAAACAUGGGGCAAAAGAGGUGCCCUCACUGAACCCUUUGUCAACUCAGCAUAUACUAACAAAGAGAGUUCCUAGAGUCAUAGAGUUCCUGGCUCUAUGACACAUAACGCUUUAAACUGGUCAUCAUGGCAACAGCUUUAUGAGUGGCUUCCAAAGAGACGUAACGUGAAUUUACCUACUCAGCUAAACCACACCAAGGACAUAAACCUAGUGGGGUCUUCUAGCAGUCGUGAAGAUUGAACAUGAAAGAAAAUGAUUUUAACAUGAGAAAGAAAAUGAUCACAGCCUUAACAUGCACAUAAACAAAUGUUUGCGGUCUUUGAAGAUGAAGAACUUAUAUAUAUAUACAUGCUUCUGCAGUACUGCAGUUCUGCAGUACAAAGAGAUAUCAUUUGGGUUGGAAUUUUGUCCCUGCAAACAUAAACAAACCUGUCUACUUCUCUGUUUGUUCACUGUUAGAUAAAAACACACACACACAUACACACACACUGGCAAAGACUGGCAGCAAAAUAAAGUAUCCAGCCUCACAGGCUGCUGCUAAAGUGGGGUAUAGUAUUUAGUACUGACGUUAAGCUCACUUUUGUCACCUUUUUGUCUACCCGCUUUGACUCAGUCACUUCUUUGUCUACCUGCUGUCUUAGUAUCUAUUGCAAAACAUGUGCUUAAAUGAGUCAACCUCUGUAGAUGAGAUCAUAUUUUUAUAUGAAAACUGAAAUUCUCUUUCCUUGCUUUUACUGUAAAAUCACAUAAUGCUGUGCACAUUAAAAAAUUUUAAUAUAAAUCUA